Molecule: messenger RNA, 1833 nt
Organism: Macrosteles quadrilineatus (aster leafhopper)
Lineage: Eukaryota; Metazoa; Arthropoda; Insecta; Hemiptera; Cicadellidae
Exons: 5
Coding region: 135-1613 (492 amino acids)
Cellular component (GO): cytoplasm
Molecular function (GO): ubiquitin protein ligase activity; zinc ion binding
Source: RefSeq, a predicted model, not a curated record
UUUUUGUUUUAGUUAGUUAUCAGUUUAUCUAGGCUAGGCUAGUCCUUAAUCAUAUCGUUAUGAUUCAUUUCAAUCAGUUGGCGAAGUUAAUUUGAGAUUAAACUAUCACUAAAUUAAUCAAAAAAAAGUUUAAAAUGAAUAAAGAUCAUGACGUCCUUUCCAUUCAAAAAGGAACUAAAAUAAAUAAAUUUGAAGCUCCACUAUGUGUAGAGAACUCAGAUGGAAGCUUUGGAGUUAUCAAUACCAAAAUAAUUUGCAUUUCUGCAAUGAAAGAGUAUGAAAUGAAAAGUUUGGAAGAACUCCGUUUUGAGGACUACUUAGCAAAUAGAAAAGAAUUUCACAAGAUUAAUGGAGGUCAACUUAGAUCAACUGUAUCUAUACCUUUUGGAUUAAGUGGAAACAUCACCCCUGGAAAAAGUAAUAUGCCAUUCAGUUUUAAAAAUUACAAUUUUCCCUCAGACAGAAGUGGUCUUUUCAGCGGGACAGUCAAUUCUCCUACAAUUGCCAACACAGGGAUGCCUCAAUCACCUCAGAAUAUGUUUCAAUUUGGCUUCAAAAACUUUUCUGACUCUAGCUCAAGCUCUAGCACAAGCCCAUUUGGUUCUACUAAGCCAUUUACAUUUCGUGCUUCUAGGCCUGUAUUUAGCUCUCCUUUUAAAAAACCACAUUUUGGCUUUGGACAUUCUAUUGUUCAUCCAGGAGAUGGGGAUAACAGCAAAUCAAGGAGCAAAGUCAUUAGCAUGAACAGCCCUGUGAAGAUACCGGACUUUGAGGAAACGAUCUCUGAAUCCUGUGAAGGCGAAGUGAAAAAACUCUUGACUGACCUACAGGGGCUUAUUGAAUGUCCAAUCUGCUUAGAAAGUUUGGGAACUUCAGCCAAACAGUGUGAAAACGGUCAUGGAAUAUGCGGCACUUGUUUUAAUACUGAGAAGGGCAAUAAGUGUCCGACAUGUCAGUGUUCCUACCUUCCCAACAAACCAAUUCUUUUGACUCAAAUCCUUGACCGCCUUCCUAAAUUAUGCUCGUUUGCUGAUAAAGGUUGUGAUGUGAUGUUGUUUGAUAAAAAAGCGGAGCACGAGACAUUUUGCAAGUUUAGACCAACAAUGUGCAAAUUUGAGUCCUGUCAGUGGAAAGGCACAGUAGAUGCUGUGAUAGACCAUGUUAGAAGAUGUGAGAAAAGUACUACCAACACUCUGUGUCAAAUGCACCUCCCUAAUGUCAAGCAUACCAUGAUUAGUAAGUUUGAUAAGACACAAAAUGCAAGUGUUUAUUCAGCAAUUAUCUAUCAAAACCAAUUAUUUUGGAACUAUUUUCAUAGAGAUGGUUGUUCAAAGAUGGUCAGUUACAAGUUUCAUCACGUCGCAUCAUCCAAGCCCAAGCAAAAGUAUUACUUGAUCAUAAGCUUUAUGAAAGGUGAAAUUGAAUUCAAAACGUGUGUUGAAGCUACUUUGGAAACAAGCAUUCAUUCUCAAGACAUAGAAAGAAAUCAAGUCUGCUUGUUUCUGUCCGAUGAAUAUUUGGAGAGGUUUUGUGAUUCUGAGGGUGAAGGUUAUGUCUAUACUCAGCAGAUCAUAACUGAGGAAAUGUCUAUCAACAAGGCAGUUGUUUGUUAAUGAUGAUUGUACUGAUGCAGUUUUCAAGUCUACAAGUGUUGGGUUUACACCCAUUUUAUUUUUAAGGUCUAAUAUCAACAUUAAAUAAUCAUACUCUAUGGAAGCUCACAACUUUCAUUUACCAAGGAGGAACUACUAUGUUUUGAAGAACUGUUUUGUUUUUUUUUGUUAUGAUCAAAUGUUAAAGAUAAGUUUGUAAUAAUAAAGUAUGUUGAGUAUA